Molecule: messenger RNA, 2783 nt
Organism: Bolinopsis microptera
Lineage: Eukaryota; Metazoa; Ctenophora; Tentaculata; Lobata; Bolinopsidae
Exons: 1
Coding region: 522-2636 (704 amino acids)
Source: RefSeq, a predicted model, not a curated record
CCGAAAUAGAACCAAACUGUCGGAGAAGAUCUGGUCCUUCAAAGACCGUGGGUUAGAAUUCAGGAUCGAAUGGAAAAUAAUCAGACGUGGACACGGAUACAGAGCCGGCCAGAACAGCUGCGAUCUGUGCACGUCUGAGAAAUUAGAAAUCUUACUUCGAUCCUCUGACCCACACUUACUUAACUCCAGGACGGAAAUCCUCACAAAAUGCCGCCAUAAACGGAAAUUCCUUUUAUAAUCUAAUGACUCAUACAUCUAACCCCUAGUAUUGUUUCACGAGUGAUUGUUUAUGUUAAAUUUUAGCUUUGUAAUUUUGAUUUUAGUUCCUAUACCUCAGUUGUCACUGAUGAUAUCAUGGUUUUGUAUCAUGAUUGAAACAUUUGUCUGACUCAACCGGUCGUUUCAUUUUGUAUCUAGCUCUCGGCUUGCCGAUUGAGCACUGUAAGCAGACGACGCCACCCACAAUUAACUAGCUCUCCCUGGGAAACCAGAGAUUGAGCACUUUUCGUCAACUGCCAUUCAUGGAAUUGACACACUACGGUUACUCCCUAAAGAACAUUCCCCGAUGCUCAAAAGACGCCUACUUAAAAGCCCUGAUUACCCGAACUGAAGACUUCCUGAUCCGCCUGCGUUGGAAGGCUUUCUUCUUCCUUCUCGGCCCCGAGCCACCAGACGAGGAGAUGAAGGAAACCUACGGCUUCCGCUCCAACAAAUCUCCCCCUGUGGUAAAUGAGCUUGUGGCGUUCGAAAGCGACAUAUACCAGCUAAUCGCAUCGAUAAAGUUUAGGCACGCUCCAAGUACUUUCCUAGACCGUCUCGACUCGGACGCUGCCCGCAUAAAAUCAUCGACCACAGCCCUUAUCCCUACCGAUAAAACCAGCCAACAUUAUCGGAUCCCUAUCGACGAAUAUCAACGACUCAUUGAGUCCAGCAUCACAGCAGAAUAUCGUAAGGCCCCCGCAGGCACCGCAGAGCAUAUUGAGAAUAAGGCAGCCUCCAUCGCCGCCCGCUUAGACCUGAAGGGACGGAUGCAACGCUUCGAAACGUCCCAGGCAUUCGUACUGCUCAAGGACCAUAAGCCAAAUUUCGCUACUAACCUUCCUUGUCGCCUGAUAAAUCCAGCCAAGUCAGAUGUUGGACGAGUUAGCAAAAAAAUCCUCGAGAAAUUCACCGCCCAACUCCGUACUUCUUCCUCUGUCAACCAGUGGCGGAGCACCGGAGAGGUUAUUUCUUGGUUCGAGACCAACUGUACACCCGGGCAUGUCCAGUUUCUCCAGUUCGACAUUGAGUCGUUCUAUCCUUCCAUCAGUGAGAAUCUUCUAGACAGGGCCCUCCAGUUUGCACAAGAACACAUCAACAUCUCAGAGGAAGACAUCGACACCAUCAAACACAGCCGACUCUCCCUCUUGUUCUGUCCGCGAGGGGAAACCUGGCAGAGAAAGGACUCCCUGUUCGAUGUAACAAUGGGUGCCCCCGACGGCGCAGAAGUAUGCGAGCUGGUUGGUGUGUACCUACUAUCCCAGAUCGGAGAUAUCCUCCCACAACAAUCCCACGGCCUCUAUAGGGACGAUGGACUCGUGAUGCUGACAGACACACCCGGCCCCAGAAUGGAGCGGAUUCGGAAGGAUUUGUUUGCUACAUUCCGGAGAGAGGGCUUGAAGAUCACUGUGUCCCCACCAUCCACAUCUGUUGACUUCCUCGACGUCACCUUCCGAUCGGAUGGCUCCUUCCGGCCAUUCCGCAAAGCGGAGAAGGUAACGAAAUAUGUACACCGCCAGUCAAAUCACCCACCGUCCAUCAUCCGCAACAUCCCGGAGAUGAUCGCUGACCGAAUCAACAGCAUAUCUUCCUGUAAGGAGGUGUUCGACGACGCCAAGCCUUACUACGAGGAUGCUUUGAAGUCAAGCGGCUAUAUGGACUCGUGCAUGACCUACAACACCCAGGCAGGCGAGGCAAAACCACCACGUAAUAGAAGGAGGAAACGCAGGGUCCUUUGGUUCAAUCCCCCCUUCUCUGUCACUGUGGAGACCAAUGUUGGAAGGAAAUUCUUCAAUCUGUUGGAGAAACACUUCCCUCAGGACAAUCCACUACACAAGAUCUUGAACCGGAACAGUGUAAAAGUCUCAUACAGCUGUAUGAAAAACAUGGAAUGCCUCAUAAAAUCCCGGAACAAGCAGUUGCUUCGUCAGCACCAGGAAACCCAGGAACCCACCACACGGCAGUGCAACUGCCGCUCCAGGAACUCCUGCCCACUAGACGGAAAGUGCCUAUCGAAGUCUGUGGUAUACAUGGCGACCCUCCGUACGGAAAAUGAGAAGCACCACUACAUCGGAAUGACGGAGGGCACAUUCAAGGACCGGUACAACGGGCACACGUCAUCAUUUCGCCUGGAGCGGUACCGAAAUAGAACCAAACUGUCGGAGAAGAUCUGGUCCUUCAAAGACCGUGGGUUAGAAUUCAGGAUCGAAUGGAAAAUAAUCAGACGUGGACACGGAUACAGAGCCGGCCAAAACAGCUGCGAUCUGUGCACGUCUGAGAAAUUAGAAAUCUUACUUCGAUCCUCUGACCCACACUUACUUAACUCCAGGACGGAAAUCCUCACAAAAUGCCGCCAUAAACGGAAAUUCCUUUUAUAAUCUAAUGACUCAUACAUCUAACCCCUAGUAUUGUUUCACGAGUGAUUGUUUAUGUUAAAUUUUAGCUUUGUAAUUUUGAUUUUAGUUCCUAUACCUCAGUUGUCACUGAUGAUAUCAUGGUUUUGUAUCAUGAUUGAAACAUUUGUC